AUGAACGUUUCGCUGGACCCCAAAGCCACCUGGGAUGACCAGGGUUUGUGGUUCACACUGGCCUUUAACGCCUUCGCGCUUGCGGUGCUUGGAGGCCUUAGCGUUUUCUUCCUCGUCGUGCCGUCCCUUUGGCUACGACGCCUCUACCGCCCUAACCACACCACAACUGUGACCUCGGGGUCAACCGCAGCAUCACCGCGGAAGGGAUCAGGGGAGGCGCUGCCCGCCCUCAACACCGCCACCACACCGGACGCAAAGUUCUCUUCCACCUCUCCUAUUUCUCCACAACGCCGUGUGGGCCGUGUCCUGCCGUACCGUUGCUCGCUCUUCGUCCUUCCUAGUUUGCGUGACUGGCUGAGCGUGGAGGAGGAGGUGGCGCACCUGGAGCGCCUCGUGCAGUCGGACGUAACAGCCGUUUUUCCUCAACCCGGCGAAGGCGGCACGGCGGCGGAACGCGCCUUUUUCGCAGCAGAAGCCAAGACACGAGUGCCACUUGAUCCACAUGUUUCCCUCUACCUUUUCUUUUUAAAGUUAUUUGCCACCGUCUUUCUUGUCGGUGGAAUCUUCAAUAUCUGGAUCUGCGUCCUCUCCGGGACGGAUAACUACCUAGAUACCUACAUAGUUCGGCGUGACAUUCACAAGUGCCGCCUGCUGGACGGGAAUGCGACGGCCUGCAACGCCAAGGCACCCUUCUGUCGCUACGUGGGGACGGAUUGCCACCCCGUCAGACUUCCAGGCCUCUACGACCUCUCGGCGCAAAACAUCCGGCCUCACAGCUGGCGUCUUGGCGUUGUGGGGGUUUUGGACAUGUGUUUUUCGGCCGUGUAUGUUGUGGCUGUCCUAUUUUUUCUGCAGCGCGCCAAUGCCUACAUCACACACGUCAUGCGACUUCAGAUGGAGCAUGCCCUUGGACAUCGUGUGGCGAUUGUGCGGGGCCUAGGCGCGGAUAUGAUGUCUGAAGCCAAAUUCCGUCAAGCGUAUCUUGUAGAAGAGGCCUACUUCCGACCGAGGGGAGGGAGUGGCGGUCAAGUUGUGAAGGGGAAUCGGCCCUGCGAUCAAGACGGCGCUGACGGGGAGCCGGAGGAUGCGUAUUACCAGUGCGAUUGUACGAGUCUCAGUUGUAUUUUUUCUGUUGUUGAUUUCAAUUACUACAAGACGACGCGUCAGGACGCCAUCUUCACGAGGGAUUCCAGUGUGCAGCAGCUGCUCUUUCCCCGUGAGCCGCCGCGGGGCAUGUACCGCACCAUGGAUAAGACGGAGUCUGCCAUGGAGGCGCUGCAGGAGGCCAUAGCCGACCAAAAGUCGUAUUUAAAGAGGCAGCAGGAAACACUCUCGGGUGCGCCUCAGGGCAAGGAUGAGGCGGUGCAAAUUCUCAUGAUGCAUGCGCCGUGCCCUUGGUGUUGUAGCAAGGUUCCCAAGGUAGAGUUUAGAACGAAGGCCUUCAUUGCACAGGCGACACGGCUAAAUAAAUUUAUUGAUGCCACCACGGUCAAGCAUACAAGGGGGUCUGCCUUUAUUAUCUUUUCCGAUGCCCUUGCAGCGUACGAGUUUGUGAACCUAUUCGAGUCACGUCGGGGAGGCGUGGCGGGGGCACGAGCAACCAUCGCGGGACCUCCGUCUGGUAUCAUUCAUUUCAACCUCACGGCGGAUCGAUACAUGGGUUGGCUGCGAGCCUUGGCGGGCGUCUUGGUUUUCAUUGUACUUCUCUUCUUUUGGACCGUACCUGUCGGGCUUCUCAGCUCUCUUGACAACCUUGCGUAUAUUCCCGGCGUUGGUAAGCCGGUGCUGAGGUUGUACAUGAAGACGCCGGAGGAGGUACGCGGCGCCGUCACGGCGUUUCUCCCGGUUGUGAUGCUGGAAAUUUUUAAUGCAGCGCUUCCGUAUAUUAUUCGUGGCUUUGUAGUCGCCAUGGGGGCUGUGAAUCGGGAGGAGCUCCGCGGUGGCGAGUUGUAUUUGCAGUACCUCUUCAUGGUGCUCACGGGGGUUAUUUUCCAGGCAGCGCUGCAGGGUGGACUGUCUCAGCUCGCGGACUUGAUUGCCGAUCCGUCAGGUGAGGCAGUGAUUGGCUUUUUCGCCUCCGUUGUCAGCCCAAAGGGAGGCUACUGGUACGCCAAAGUCAUCACCGCGGCCUGCCUUUCCGUGUGGAUGUACUUCAUAAGCCCCUCAAAACUCAUCAUGGCCCUGCUGCAACGCAAAAUGGCGAGUUUGCAGCGUGUCUACGACCGACUGCUCGGGCCUUGCCAUUUUGAUUGGACGUACUGUUACAGUUUUGACCUCACGAUACUCGCGAUGGGGCUCCUCUUCCACAUGACCGUUCCACUGCUGGCCCUCUUCGUCGGGUUCUACUUUCUCCUGCGGUACAUGACGCAGAGAUGCAGGCUGUAUGACCGCUACAGGCCGAAAAUUGACCCGCUGGAUGACUGCACGGUGUUCAGUGCCUCCGCCCAGGUCAUACGGGCGGCGAGCUGGUUAUACUGCCUCGGUGGCGUCGGUGCGGUGCUGCUCAUGAGCCUGCGCAAUCACGUCGUGGGUGUUGUGCUCUGCUCCGUGUCGUUGGCGGCGGGCAUUUUGAUCCUCGGACGCGUUCACUACGUGUCGCGCCGCUGGGUGGGCUCUCUGGCCAACGCACGGAGAUUUCUCCCGCACAAGCGCGCGGUCCAGGCGCUGUACGGCGCAACUACCGCCACGGCUGCACCGCCGCCGUCGACGAACGUGAUCUCGGACGGCCGCUCGGCGAUGGAGCUUGCCGCGAUGCUUUUACGGCAAAGCCGCGAAGGCGGCAGUGACGGCGCUGAGGCCGCGACGGGCAGGCGCAGCGGUAGCGGGGACAGAAAUGCCGCUCCCGAUAUCAGUAGUAAUAGUAAUGAUAACAGCGGCAACGGUGGUGGCGGCGGUGCUGUUGCCACUGCAGAUGAAGGGUUGUCGGCGCUUGACAAUCGCCUGAGGGGUUGCGCGACGGAGCUGCUGCCGCACGACCCGAAUGUGAGUUCCCGCUACCAACCGAAGCACCAGCAGCUGGUGCAUAUUGACGUGGAGCAGGAGAUACAAAAGAUGCAGGAGGAAGUGUUUUAUGUCGAGCGCUACUGGGACUCCAAGUUCGAGAUGCUCCACAACACAGAUGUGAUCUUCAGCGGUUUUCCAGGGGGCGAUACCCCCGAAUGGGCUGAAGCGUGA
Trypanosoma conorhini is the source of this 3174-nucleotide messenger RNA. RefSeq lists its product as uncharacterized. Gene Ontology annotation, cellular component: plasma membrane. Gene Ontology annotation, molecular function: calcium-activated cation channel activity. NCBI's taxonomy places the organism in Eukaryota, Euglenozoa, Kinetoplastea, Trypanosomatida, Trypanosomatidae. The coding region runs from base 1 to 3174 and encodes 1057 amino acids. The transcript has a single exon. The record is from RefSeq and is a predicted model, not a curated record.